AUGAGCCAUCGAAACGAGCUAGAUCAAGUAGUUGACAGGAUCUUCAAAUCGACUCAGGAGACUGAAGCAUCCAAGACUUUGAAAGAGAUUGAGUCCAAUAAUCGAUAUAUAAUGAACACGCAGCUGCGAAAACUAGUCGAAUUGCACGACACCAGCUUCCAGCAGAAAUGUGUAAUACCCGUGAGUGCCCUGUAUGAAAGACAUAGUGAACAGGUGCUGCGUGACGGCGACUUGCAAAGCUGUGCGGAGCUUAUAGAUCGGGACAUAAGAAUCAUCGAGACCGCGAUGGAACUGAUCAAGGACUCCAAGAAAUCAAAUUCAUGA
Molecule: messenger RNA, 324 nt
Organism: Torulaspora globosa
Lineage: Eukaryota; Fungi; Ascomycota; Saccharomycetes; Saccharomycetales; Saccharomycetaceae
Gene: BLS1
Product: Bls1p
Exons: 1
Coding region: 1-324 (107 amino acids)
Source: RefSeq, a predicted model, not a curated record